GUUUUGCUCACCAAGGAAGGCAAAAAGAAAAAUGCAGCAUUUGCCUCUCUGCAGGCUCAAGGACAAUUUGGGAAGACAAGAAAAAUGUUAGUUAUUAUAGAACUUGUAUAAUAUAAAAGAGGAAAUAAUUUUAUUGAAUCGAACACAGGAGUAGGUCCUCUAUCUUCUUAAAAUUGAAUUAAACUCCCUGCACUUAAAGCUGAGAAAUUGAUAAAGCAUAAAUCUUUGAUGCAGAAAUGCAGUGUAACAAUAUAUUCUAUAUUUCUUUUGUUUCAGUUAUAGAUGAAGCAACUUGCAAAAUAUUCCUAAAAUAUGAAGUAAGAAAGUAAUAUUUAAGUGUGAGGUAAUCAUUAUAUCUCUUUAUCCAUCAAAGUGGCUACGUUGCAACUUGCAAAAAUAUUCCUAAAACAUGAAGCAAGAAGAAUAAUAUUUAAAUGUGAUAUGAUCAUUAUACCUCUUUAUUUAUCUUCUUCUCUUCUGUGCUUAUAUCUUGCACCAAAUAUUGGGCACACCAAAGUGUUCAAGAAGAAAUCAGUGAUUCCCAUAGCCGUUACUCCUUGUAAUGGGGGUGUUGAAGUUCAAGCAUAUCUCCUUUGGGAACGUUGUUGCGUCCAGUGGAGCCUUCCAGGCAGUGUUCACCUUCCUUUUGAUUCCAUGUUGCAUGACUGUCAAUUUCAGAGCACCACCUCUAAUCUCAAAUGUUACUUUUCUCUGGGGCUAGAAUGCCCCUAUAGAACUUUGUCCUGAAAUGUAAAAUGUGCCACUAGAUCUGAGCCAGUAGGAGGCCCCAAGAAACAUCACAGGGCAAAAUCUUAGAAUCUUUUAUGCUAGUAGGCUUGGCUACUAUCCUUAUAUUGAUGAAAAAACAGGCAAAAUUGUGAAUGGAGGCAUUUUCCAGAUGGCAGACUUAACAAAGCAUUUGACCAAAGCUGAGGAAGACAUUUCCUAUUACACGCAAAGGAGCCACGUGGGCUUGGCUGUCAUCGACUAGGAAAUGUGACGGCCCAUCUGGGCAAGAAGCUGGAAACCUAAAGAUGUCUACAAGAAGACAUACAUUGAGUUGAUUCAGCAACAAAAUAGUCAACUGGAUAUCCGAGAGGCCACCAAGAUAGCUGAAACAGAUUUUGAAAAGGCAGCAAGGAGUUUCAUGCAAGAGACUUUAAAACUGGGAAAGUGACUUCGGCCAAAUCUCUUAUAGGGUUAUUAUCUUUUUCCUAACUGUUACAACAAGCUAUAUAAAAUGCCUGGUUACAAUGGAAGUUGCUCUGAUAGAGGAAAGAGUAGAAACGAUAGACUUGAAUGGUUGUGGAAGGAAAGCAUUGCCCUUUUCCCAUCCAUUUAUUUGCAGACUGACCUAAAGUCUUCUGUCCUCACUGCACUCUUUGUCUGGAUUGUUCCGGAAGCCAUUCGGAUGUCUAAAGUAGGCGAUGCUCAAAGUCCACUUCCAGUUUUUGUAUAUGCCCGCCCAGUUUUUGCUGAUGCAUCUUUGAAAUACCUUUCUCAGGAGGACCUUGUGAAUACACCUGGUGAAAGCAUUGCUCUGGGUGUCUCUGGAAUUAUAAUGUGGGAAAGCCUCAGUUUAACCCGAAGUAGGCAAUGUUGCAUGAACCUAGCCAAUUACAUGGAGACCACACUGAAUCCUUACAUAAUCAACAUCACUUUAGCAGCCAAAAUGUGUAGCAAAGCGCUUUGCCAGGGACAAGGAAUACGUACAAGGAAACACUGGCAUUCCAAUGACUAUCUUCACCUGAGCCCAGUGAAUUUUGCUAUUCAAACUGGGAAAGGUGGAAAGUACGCAGUAAGUGGGAAACUCACACAUGAAUACCUGCAACAACUUUCUGAAAAAUUUUAUUGCAGCUGUUAUGCUGGCUUCAAUUGUGAGAGAAAUGAUAUACAAACCAUUCAUGAUAUCGACGGGUGCAUGGGUGAAGACAUUUGUAUAGACAUUUUUCUGAAUGCAGAGCCUGGUGAAUAUCCUUCCAGCGGGGAAGAAGAGCCUUCUCUAGCUUUUACCAACAUUCCAUCUACCACGACACUUGCCACAGAGCUUCAGUGGGUGCCUCAAUUCCAACUGUUCAGAGAAAGCCAUCUCCACCAAUGCCCAAGAAGACUGUCAGGGUGUUAAUGGGAAAAACCUUCAAAACAAGAAAAAAUUAACCUAUUCAAGUAUAAGUUCAGUGUUUGUUAAAUUUCCUAUCCACAUACUUUGUGUGUUGACAUCUUUUAAAUUUUUAUAUUUAAUAAUUUUGUUUUUAUAGGCAAGUAAUAAUACCUACGUACUUGAAGUUUUAUAUUUGACAUGUGAAUCAAAACCCGUAGUCAAAAAAGCAUUUUGACUUUGAGCAAAGAUUAUUUUCCCUUGAUCAGUUUGAGCUUGGAAUUACUGAUGGAUAAAGAACCUUGACUAUAAUCUUUAGUUUUCAAAAUUGUAGUUGGGAAGUAAAUCCCUUAUUAAGACAUUUUGCUUUUGAAA
Loxodonta africana (African savanna elephant) is the source of this 2473-nucleotide messenger RNA. RefSeq names its product sperm adhesion molecule 1 (gene SPAM1). Gene Ontology annotation, biological process: hyaluronan catabolic process; carbohydrate metabolic process. The record is from RefSeq and is a predicted model, not a curated record. Gene Ontology annotation, cellular component: acrosomal vesicle. NCBI's taxonomy places the organism in Eukaryota, Metazoa, Chordata, Mammalia, Proboscidea, Elephantidae. Gene Ontology annotation, molecular function: hyalurononglucosaminidase activity.